AUGUACGGAGUAGUGCCAGAUAGAGUAAGUGGUUCGGAGGAUAGGACGAUUUACUUAUUUGCCGUUGAUUUGGGGGCCGAAAAACCUGGCGGGAGUUUGUCUGACUCCAUGUCUAGUCUACUGGUAGAUAUUAUAGCACAAAACAUAAGUGCCCCGAAACGCCCACAACCUACCCCCCCGGCCUAA
Molecule: messenger RNA, 186 nt
Organism: Aspergillus niger
Lineage: Eukaryota; Fungi; Ascomycota; Eurotiomycetes; Eurotiales; Aspergillaceae
Exons: 3
Coding region: 1-186 (61 amino acids)
Source: RefSeq, a predicted model, not a curated record